CUUGUCGUGUUGCCCGCUGCCAGGUUUUGAGUGGGUGGUCGGCGACACUGGAUGCCAUGCCGUGAAGAGGAACUGCAGUUCCCACUUGAACUUGAAUCCUGAGGGUGGAGAGUGACCUAUCAAUUCGGCCCGAUAAGGACACAACGCACCUGGCACGUGUCACGUGUGGUCCAGCCUAAUAAUGACUAAUCAUACGCCGCUAGUGAAUGAACAUGUGACUCUCCAGUGGGAUGGCUCGGCUGUGCAUGCAUGUGAUUCGGAUCCGGGAACGUCGUUGUUCCGGAGCGUGUAUUUCGGUUGAGCGUUGAGGGCGUCACAUCAUCGCCGUACACCGCCCGCUUCUGCGUUUCAUCCCCUUGUCGCAUCACGCUCACGGCACCAACCUCGACGAGGAAAGAAUACCUAGUAUCUGCAUAAAACUUCUGUGGUUUCGCUUUCUGCAGACCUACAACUGGUCUUUUAUGCAACGCUGGCGUGCUUGAAUCGAUUCCAAAUUCCUACAGUGGCCGUAGCACGGUCCUCCUGCCUGCGCAUCGUCCCAACCGCUUCAAGUUCGCUGUUCGUUAUUUCCCGUCAGCGCCUCAGUCUCCUUGCCACCAGAAACAGAAACAACAUCCCCAAACCAAACAAUCCGUUCGUCUCUGCCGCUUCUAUUUCCUCCUCCCGUCCGCUCUCCAUGGCUUCCGCAACGACCUUUUUCGAUUUCACGCCCAAAGACAAGCGUGGGCAAGAUUACCCUCUGUCGCAGCACAAAGGCAAAGUCGUCCUUGCGGUCAACACCGCCUCUAAAUGCGGCUUCACUCCUCAAUUCGCCGGACUCGAACAGUUGUACAAGAAGAUAUCGGAGAAAUACCCCGACCAAUUCGUCGUCGUCGGAUUUCCGUGUAACCAAUUCGGCGGACAGGAUCCGGGCUCCAAUGAUCAAAUCCAAGAAUUCUGUCAGGUCAACUACGGCGUAACCUUUCCAGUGCUGGGAAAGACGGAUGUCAAUGGCGACAAGGCGGAGCCUGUGUUUGAGUGGAUGAAGUCGGAGAAGCCGGGUUUGAUGGGCUUGAAGAGAAUCAAGUGGAAUUUCGAGAAGUUUUUGAUCGGUCGCGACGGAAAGGUUAUCCACCGAUACUCAAGCAUGACCAAGCCAGAGACUCUGGAGAAAGACAUCAUUGCUGAGAUUGAGAAGUCCAAGUCGGGUUAGAAGGACGGAUUCAAUGCGUAUAUUUUGGCGGCGGCGGCUGCUGAAUCCCAAGUCCAUAUUCCAGGUCUUCGCCUUGAUGUUGCUGUUUAUAUGCUUGUUGUUGAUCGUUUGGCAUCGUGUACUCCAACUCGACUUCGUCGUCUAUCUCACGGUGUUUCCUCUCUUCCGCAGCGUGUUGUAUCUUGCGCCUCCGCCUCACAAUGAUGAACAGAACAAUAGAUAGAAGGAGGAAAAGGCUGCAGUAAGUUAGCCAAUGCAGGAGAAGCAGGUCGUAAAAGAACCAACGCACCUGAGGCCAAUGAUCAGGGGAAUGCCAGUCGUCUGCCAUUUGGUGACAUAUCCCUCGCACAGGUCCAGCGAAGGAUCUGUGUUAUGGCACUUUUCUUUUUCUUCUCUCUUCCACAUGAACAUACUGAAAGGAUGGGUAGAGUUCAACAGCUAUGCUGGAAAUGCUGCAAGGGGCGGGCGAUGCGAGCAGGAAAAAUGGGACAAACAAAGAGAUAUCGCCGCAAUUGCUUGUUAAAAUAUGCUUCGAAAGAGGUACUGGAUGGUAAAAGUAUAGUCCUUG
Molecule: messenger RNA, 1760 nt
Organism: Exophiala dermatitidis NIH/UT8656
Lineage: Eukaryota; Fungi; Ascomycota; Eurotiomycetes; Chaetothyriales; Herpotrichiellaceae
Product: glutathione peroxidase
Exons: 1
Coding region: 677-1192 (171 amino acids)
Biological process (GO): response to oxidative stress
Molecular function (GO): glutathione peroxidase activity
Source: RefSeq, a predicted model, not a curated record